Pseudomyrmex gracilis is the source of this 2224-nucleotide messenger RNA. RefSeq names its product gamma-tubulin complex component 4 (gene Grip75). The record is from RefSeq and is a predicted model, not a curated record. Bases 205 to 2124 code for a protein of 639 amino acids. Gene Ontology annotation, cellular component: gamma-tubulin complex; equatorial microtubule organizing center; centrosome. Lineage: Eukaryota; Metazoa; Arthropoda; Insecta; Hymenoptera; Formicidae. Gene Ontology annotation, biological process: microtubule nucleation; mitotic cell cycle; spindle assembly. Gene Ontology annotation, molecular function: gamma-tubulin binding; microtubule minus-end binding. The transcript is spliced from 10 exons.
UGAUACUCCUGUGAAUGUUGACAAACAAAUUUGAAUUGCUUUCUACACGAGAAUUCGUAUGUAUGCGACAAUAAAAUUUAUAACAAAAUAAUAAUAAACUCAGUUAGAAAAAGAAUAGAUAAGAACAAUUAAAAAUAAAUUAUACGUGUACAUGCGUGUCUUUGUAACCUGUUCGUUGCAUCAAGACACUGGAUAUUUCCAAAAAUGUUGCACGAAAUCUUAUUGUCCCUCUGGGGAUGUUCAACCAGUGCGUCGGAGAUGAUAAAAAGAGAAACAGAGUCUAUAGAAUUGGAUAAAUAUUUACAUCCCGGAGAACAAGCGCUGCUCAAUAAAAUAUUGGACGUUGCAAAGGCCUGCAAUGUUGUGAGAGAUUUUAUACACGCGGUCUGCAGCGAGGAUGCAAAUGAGUAUACAAUUCCUGGUUUGUAUAUACGCGCUCUGUGCGACGGAAUGGAUCAAGCACUAGAGCCAUUUAGGAAGGAAAUAGUUGAAUUGGAGAACACGGUUUUGAACAACAGCCACACACCUCUGUCAUUAAUUUAUUGCAACGUCGACAAGUAUUCUUGUUUAUUUUCUCUUCUGCAUUCUAUUAUCAGUGAGAUUCGCACACAGAAACUUCACGGUUGCAAAUUGCUGCAAUGUCUGCAUCAGCGCAUGCACACUGGCAUACCCGAGAUCAACUCUACCUUAGAAUUAAUGGCUCAUUCCGUUCACAUUGUUUUCUACAAGCAUCUAACGAGCUGGUCGUUGUACGGCCGCCUGGAAGAUCCCUACAAGGAAUUCUUCAUACAAAAAGUAUCGAGUUGCGAGAAUAUUGUAAAGGAGAAUGAAAAGAACGACAUGGACACGCACGAGAGUAGCAAAACUUUCGGCGACGACAUGUGGGACUACGAUGUCCAGAUAGACAUGCUUCCUUCUUACAUCAGGCCAUCACUGGCAACCAAGAUCCUGACUAUCGGUCAGACGGUCAUCAUGUUUGGAAACGAUCCGAGGCAGAAAAAAGAUUUUAGCACGAUGUCCAAGACAGAGAACACCGUGUGGGGUGACAAAGAGUACGAGUAUUUCAGAAAACUGCAGCAUCUCCAGGCCAAGUUUGUGUUCAAUAUCGUCGAAUUCGAUCGUACGAUCAACGAGUUGAAGCAAUGCGUGACCGAACUUCUGUGGCACGUCGCUGUCGAGGAGGCCCAACUGAUGCAGCAGCUCAAGCUGGUGAAAGAGUUCUUCCUGAUGGGACGCGGCGACUUCUUCUUGGAAUUCAUCAAGCUGACGGCGCACAUUCUGAACAAGACGCCUACCAGUCACACGUCCCGAGACAUCAACCUCGCGUUUCAAAUGGCGUUGAGGAAGAUGCACCUAAAUGAUGAAAAUGCCAUAGAUAGUUUUACUUUCGCGGUGCCCGUGCCGGUUUGCGAAAACGAAGACGUCGAUACGGACGACACUGAUUUUCACGAUAACGAGAAAGCAGAUCCUAACGAAAAACGUGGAUGGGGCAUGAUUACAUUGAAAUACAAAGUCGUUUGGCCGUUGCAUCUGUUGUUUAGUCCAGCCGCGCUAAACGAUUACAACACUUUGUUUCGUUUUUUGCUGAGAGUUAAAAAGACUCAGAUCGAUUUGUGGAAUCUCUGGAGUGAACACAUGCAUCAUAAAAAUAUCGAAAUCGGAGUGAUCCAAUUGCGAAACAAUCUGAUAUUUAUUGUUGACAACUUGCAGUAUUAUCUGCAGGUAGACGUGAUGGAAAGUCAGUACACCGUGAUGGAAGCAAAUAUGAGGAACACGCGAAAUUUUGAAGACAUACAGAAAGCGCAUUCCGUAUUCCUGGCUAACGUCAUGUCGCAGACAUUCUUGCUAGGCAGUGGAACGGAAAAAAGAAAUCCGGUGAACAAAUUAAUACAGCUUUUGUUACGACUGUGCGACGAUUUCAUCUUGCAAGCUUCCAUGUGGGAAGUCGGCAAUCUGUUCGUGACCGAGAAAGAAGAGCUCAAGACACUCUCCGACACUCUCGACAGCUUGAUGGACUGGUUAACGAAGACGUUGAACAGAGUGCGCGCACAACCGAGCGGAGAACACUUGGCUCGAUUACUGUUGAGACUCGAUUUCAACAGAUGGUUCAGUAAAAAAGUUUAAAGGAAGUACAAAUUCAUUUGCAACAAAUCGCAAGCAAGUUGCGUUGCUUCGAAAAAGACUUAACAUGACCUCCGAAGCUAGGAUCUCUUAUUCAUGCAAC